AUGGAGGGGCGAGUGGGGGCGCUGCGGAAGCAGGCGGGGGCGGAGAGGGAGGGUAGGGUGGCGACGGCGGCGCAGCAGGCGCGGCUGGGGGCGGAGGUGGCGGCGAUGGAGGCGCGAGUGGGGGAGCUAAGGGAGCGGGCGGAGGUGGAGAGGGAGGGGAGGGUGGCGGCGAAUAGGGAGGUGACACGUGUGGUUGAGGAACUGAGGCGGGCGGAAGAGCGUGUGGCAGCAUGCGAGCAAGAAAAGCAGACGCUGAGAGGUGAGAGCCCCUCCGUCGCUGCUGCCCUUCCGAACCCAACUCUUCCUCUGCCCUCCCAAACCCCUCCGUGCAGACGAGGCAGCAGUGCUGGCGCAACACGAACUGGGCCUCAGAGCUGCGCUGGUGUGAAACACGGGCGUGCCGCCGUGUGUCCUCCCUCCCUCCCCAUCCCUUGCUUCCAUUGCCCCCUCACACCCCUCCGUGCAGACGAGGCAGCAUUGCUGGCGCAACAGGCAGUGGGCCUCAGAGCUGCGCUGGUUAGAGGAGGCGGCAGCGCUGGCGCAACAGGCGCUCGACCUCAGAGCUGCGUUGCAAGCAGCAGAGGCGGAGAGGAGUAUUUGAGUCGACUCAAAAUGCGCUGCCCUCCCCAACCCCCAACCAUGCGUGCAGAGGAAGCGGCAGCGCUGGCGCAACAGGCACUCGACCUGAAAGACGCUCUGCAAGCAGCAGAGGCGGAGAGGGGGAGAGUUGCUGCAGCGGCUGCUGCUGCUGAGAGCGAGAGGGAUGAACUGAGACGAGGGGUGGUUGAGGUGAGGCGAGAGGUGGAUGAGGUGACGAUACUACAGGUGAAGGAGGUUCAGAUGCUGCAGAGGGAGAGGGACGAGGCGAGGCGAGAACUGAAGGAGGCGAGGAGGGAGUUGGAUGAAGUGCGAUUACUGCAGGUGGAGGAGGUGCUGCCGCUGCAGAGGGAGAGGGACGAGGUGAGGCGAGAAAGGGACGAGGCAAGGAGUGAAAGGGACGAGGUGAGGCGAGAGUUAGAGGAGGUGAGGAGGGAGCUUGAUGAAGUGAGAUCAUUGCAGGUGGAGGAGGCGCAGGUGCUGCAGAGACAGAAUCAGCAGCUGCCUUGCCAGAUCCAGCAGCCUCAGCAGCAGCCGCAGCCGCCGCAGCAGCAGCGUUCAUCUCAGCAGCAUGAGCAGCAGCAGCGGCAGCAGCAUGAGCGCGUGGAGUGUCGGUUGGGCAGCCGCACGCAUCAUGUGCUGGUGGAUCGCCGCUUGUUACACUUGCUCUCACCAGACGCUGCUCGGAGCAGCAGCAGCGGUGACGCAGCAAGGGCUGAGGGCACUGGAGCAGGGGGGAAUGAGGCCGAGAGAGGAACUGGAGGAGAGAGCGAGAGAGGAAUGGUAGCAACAGGAAGGGCAGCUGGGGUGGUGUGUGAUUUGCUGGAGGCUGCAACAGCGGCUGUGGCAGCAGCAGUGGGGGACAGGCAGGCGAGCAGCGAUGCGCUGGCUUUACUAUCACAGGCACAGGUGAUACUAUCGAGGGUGAUAGUACCAAAUGCUGGCGAUUCAGGGAGCUUCGGAAGUAGCAGAAGCAGUGCACACCCGUUAACCCCUUCAUCCUCCUCUCCCUUUGGGCUUCCCUCCUCCUCGUCCUGUUCAAGCUCAUCCUCUUUAAAGGAUGCUGCGAUAUUGGCUGCAAGAGCAGAGAGGGAGCGGCUAGUGAGGAGAUUGGAGGAGGUGGAGGCGCGAUGGGAGAGGUCCCAGGACGAGCUCCGGAGGAGUUUGGGGGAGAAAGAGGAGCUUAAGAAGGAGUUGAGUGCGGUUCUGGGGAGUGUGGCAGAAGAACCGAGGGAGUGGGCGGAGAGGAGGGAAGAGGAGAGGAGGAAGAGUAAUGGGGUGAUGAUGAUGCUGGGUGUGGUGGAGAGAGGGAGGGAGGAAGCGGAGAGGAGGAGGAGGGAUGCGGAGAGGAGGUGUGAGUGGAUGGAGAGGAGGUUAAGGGAAGCAGAGAGAAGGCUGGAGGAGAGGGGGUUGGGGGUGGGCGCUGGGAUGGGGAUGGGGGUGGGAGCGGGGGUGGAGGUGAGUGGUAAGGUGGAAGGAGAGGGUGGGAAGUUAGUGGGGAAGGGUAAGGGGAGUGAGGGGAACGGGGCAAGUGUGGGAGGAGGUGGGGAUGGGGGAUGCGAGGGUGGGGGAGGAGACAGAGAAGGGGAGGUGAUAUCAGGGGAAGGGGAGAGGAAGUGGCAUCAAGCAGCAGCGAAGCAGCAGCAAAGGCAGCUGAAAGGGCAGCAGCAGGCGGGGGAACGAGAGCAGCAGGUACGAGGGGAACAGCAGGUACGAGGGGAACAGCAGGCAGAGAAGAUAGAAGGUAAUGGGCAGGACAGAACGGAGGGCGCACAGCACGAGCAGCAGCAAGGGCUGGGGGGGCAGGAGAAGCAUGAGGGGCAGGGGGGACGGAACCAGCAGUGGCAGCAGCAGCGGCAGGAGCAGGCAGAAGGGCAGCAACACGUGCAAGCGCGGAGCCGAAUGGAGCGGGUGUCAGUGUGGGCCCAGCAAAGGAGCCCGCACUACCGCCGAGAGUAUCGCCACUAUCAGGACCGGCAGCAUCGAGGCUACCACGCGUCCCCAAUGCCCUCCCCCUCUUCCUCCGCCUCUGGUCAUGCUGGUGGUGCUUCCAAUGCAGCUCCCUCUGCCUCUGCCGUUGCUCCUCCCCUUCCGACUAUGUCCACUCCUUUUGCUGCACCUGUAGUUGCUGCAAUCCCGUCUUCUACUGCUGCUGCUGCUGCUGCUACUUCUGUUGCUGCUGCUGAGGCUCAAUCUUCGUUUUCUUCUGCUGAAGCUCCUUCUCAGCACCUGUCCUCUGCUUCUGCUGGUGUGAUGCCUGGUGCUUCUGGGCCUGGUGCUUCUGGUACUGUUGCUGCUGGUGCCUCUGUUGGGAACACCAGCACAAGCAGCAGCGGUUGCGAUGUUAAAAUUCCUACACACAUCGCCCUCUCUCACUCUGGGUCCAUUUCUGAGACCAGCUCGGUCCGGCAAGGCAACAGGGUAGGUAGAGAGAGGGCACACAUGCAUGGGGGGCACAGUGGUGUAAGAGGGGGAGAAGGGUUGGAGGCAGCUGAUUGGCUGUCAGAGCUCUCUGAUAACACGAGCAUGGAUGAGGUUGAUCAAAUACUGGCUCAGAUGGGGCUCAGAUUGGGGGAGGCGAGCGCGGGGGAAGGAAAGGUUGCAGGAGGGCCGGAGGCAGAUGGCAUGAGAGGGGUUUAUGAGGUUGGGGUGAGGAGUGCAGGGGAGCAUGCUAAGGAGAGAUUGCGGUAUGAGCAAAGGCAGCUGAGGAGAAUGAUUAGGAAAGGGGCAGGGAGUCCAAUGCAGUUUGGGGAUACAAUGAGGUUUGGGAGAGGGAACGAGAGUGGAGGCGAGUUGACGCCGAAGUCAAUUGACCCUCUCAAGAUCCAGUCAUCAUCACAGCAUGCAAGAGAUGCUACGAUUCUGUAUCAAUAA
Closterium sp. NIES-65 is the source of this 3471-nucleotide messenger RNA. NCBI's taxonomy places the organism in Eukaryota, Viridiplantae, Streptophyta, Zygnematophyceae, Desmidiales, Closteriaceae. The record is from the annotation of a GenBank genome assembly.